Morone saxatilis (striped sea-bass) is the source of this 874-nucleotide messenger RNA. RefSeq names its product hydroxysteroid (17-beta) dehydrogenase 8 (gene hsd17b8). NCBI's taxonomy places the organism in Eukaryota, Metazoa, Chordata, Actinopteri, Moronidae. The record is from RefSeq and is a predicted model, not a curated record. Gene Ontology annotation, molecular function: oxidoreductase activity, acting on the CH-OH group of donors, NAD or NADP as acceptor.
CGAAAACUACAACAACACCGGAAAAUAGGAAAACAACAUGGUGGCCUCCACAAGGCUUAUAUCAAGGUUGACUCUGGUCACUGGAGGAGGCAGUGGGAUUGGACGGGCGGUGUGUCAGCGCUUCGCCUCUGAGGGCGCCUCCGUGGUGGUUGCUGACAUCAGCGAGGAGUCGGCCAAUGAGACCCUGGGGAGCCUGCCGAGGGACCUCAGAGGACAGGGUCACAUGGCGGCCGUGGUGGAUGUGGCGUCAAAGGAGAGUGUAAAGAAGCUGGUCACAAGUAUACAGACUCAUUACUUUCAGCCUCCCUCAGUGUGUGUGAACUCGGCAGGCAUCACACAGGACAACUUCCUGCUCAACAUGGAGGAGGAUCAGUUUGACAGAGUCGUCCUGGUCAAUCUGAAGGGUUCGUUCCUGGUCACUCAGGCUGUCGCUCAGGCUCUGGUGGCCUGUGGAGCACCCAAAGGGUCCAUCGUUACUGUGGGCAGCAUUGUGGGAAAGGACGCCGAUGACGGAUAAAGUUCCAGAGAAGGUUAUUAACAAGAUGAAGUCCUUGGUGCCUUUGGGAAGAAUGGGUGAGCCUGCAGAGGUCGCUGAUGUCUGUGCCUUUCUAGCUUCAGAUGACUCUCGAUACAUCACAGGAGCCAGCGUUGAAGUGACAGGUGGACUAUUCACUGGAUAAAUCAGCUGUCUGUCACACUGAUGAAGACACAUGGGAGGCCAGUUAGUAGUUAAUUUAAUUGUUUAAAUGAUUCUACUAUAAUUAGAUAUUUUUUAAUGAUUACUGUUGAUUAUGUUUUUUAAUCUGGUUGUAUACAUGUAUUAUACAGUGUAAAGCCAUUUCUUUGUGCCAAUAAAAACCUGUAUAUUUCUGUA